AUGGCCAUAACUUCUUCAUCCGAGUUCCGAUUGAGGUGUACAAGGCAUCCACGCGAAGCUAAUUCAAAGACGAAGAUAACGAUACAUCUAUAUUGCCUCGAAAAUAUCCAUACAAAUCCCACAUCCUUUCUAUCUAAACAUCUCUCUCUGCAAGCUCCUCGUUUCAGUCUCGCCAAAACAUUUCACGAUCAGCAUCCCAUUAUCUCCACCACAAUCCUCAAAAAGAUUGAAUCUUUCACCACCCCACAACAAAAAAAGUUUGAAUCUUUACGUCUUCACACACUAGAAAAAAUGAGCAUUGAAACCUUGCUGAAGCUCAUUUGCUGCUUCACUAUCUCUCUCUGCAUCUCUCUCACUUCCUCAUUGAACUCAGACGCCCUCGCGCUUCUAGCGCUGAAAUCCGCAAUCUCAGAAGACCCCAGAAACGCCGUCGUUUCAUGGUCCUACUCCGGUUCAUCCCCUUGCAAAUGGGCUGGGAUAAUCUGCGACGAAGCCCACGACAGAGUCACCUCCAUUUCACUCUCCGGCUACCAUCUCAAGGGCUACGUUCCGUCAGAAAUCGGCGCGCUUGCAUUUCUCUCUUCUCUCGAUCUCUCGCACAACAAUUUCAGCGGACCUCUGCCGCAACAGAUAACCAAUCUUCAAAGCCUUGUUCACCUCGACAUUUCGUCGAACAAUUUCAGUGGUUCCCUCCCUGAAGGGCUGAGCAAUUUGGGGAAUUUGAGGGGGACGUUGAAUUUGUCGUGCAAUUCAUUUUCCGGCUCGAUUCCGGCGAGUUUGGGGCGGCUUCCGAUGACGGUAAGUCUCGAUUUGCGGCGGAAUAACCUCACCGGAGAGAUUCCUCAGGUUGGAUCGCUGCUGAAUCAGGGCCCAACUGCGUUUUCCGGAAACCCUCUUCUCUGCGGAUUUCCGUCGAACACGUUGUGUGCGGAGAGGCAAAAUCGGAAUCCGAUCAAACCCGGCGUUUCCUCAAACGGGUUGCCUGCAAGUGAGAAGGCGAAGAUGAAAAGCGGGAUGGCGACGACGGUUUCCGUAAUCUGUGGCGUUUCCGUGGCGGCGAUGGGGAUGGUGUUUGUUUCAGUGUGGCUGAUGAAGAAGAGGAGGAAGAUGGAGGAGGAGAAAAUGGUGAGAGAGAAAGCGGAGAGAGAGAAGGGGCAAAAGGGUAAAUUCGUGGUUGUGGAUGAAGGUUUUGGUUUGGAGUUGGAGGAUUUGUUGAGGGCUUCGGCUUAUGUUUUAGGGAAGGGUAGGAACGGGAUAGUGUAUAAAGUUGUGGUCCCGGGCGGGUCGGGUCGGGCGCCGGUCGUGGCCACGGUGAGGCGGCUGGGCGAGGGUUCGGGUGAGACGGGGGCGUGGCGGAUGAAGGAUUUCGAGGCGAUUGCGAAGGUGAAGCAUCCCAACAUUGUGAGGCUCAAGGCCUAUUACUAUGCGAGUGAUGAGAAGUUGCUUGUUUCUCAAUUUAUUGAGAAUGGAAGCUUGCACAAUGCUUUACAUGGAAGUGGUGGCAUCACUCCUUUGUCAUGGGCUGCAAGGCUCGGGAUAGCUCAGGGGGCAGCAAGAGGCCUAAUGCACAUCCACGAAAGCCGAAAACACGUCCACGGCAGCAUCAGGACAUCGAAGAUCCUCCUCGACCGCGACCUCAAGCCUUACAUCUCCGGGUUCGGCCUGCCUCGCCUCGUUGCAACUUCAUCGGCGGGUGGAAAGUUCACUCAAAGAGACGACGUUUACUCCUUUGGGGUCGUGCUGCUAGAGAUUCUAACGGGGCGGCUGCAAGAGAGCGAAGGUGGGGGGGUCGAGGGCCUCGUGAGGAGGGUCUUUCGCGAGGAGAGGCCGUUGUCAGAGAUCAUAGACCCGUCUCUCAUGCACGAGAUUCGUGCCAAGCCACAGAUCGUUGCGAUGUUUCACAUUGCGUUGAGCUGCACUGAGAUAGAUCCUGAGUUGAGACCAAAGAUGAGAAUGGUGUCUUUUAGUCUUGAUUGCAUCAAAUUGGAGUGAUAAAAGUAGAUGAUCUCUCUUUUUUUUCCCUA
Molecule: messenger RNA, 2024 nt
Organism: Salvia hispanica
Lineage: Eukaryota; Viridiplantae; Streptophyta; Magnoliopsida; Lamiales; Lamiaceae
Product: receptor protein kinase-like protein ZAR1
Biological process (GO): protein phosphorylation
Molecular function (GO): ATP binding; protein binding; protein kinase activity
Source: RefSeq, a predicted model, not a curated record